UUCCCAGGAUCACGUUCAAGACUGGUUAUCCAUCCAAGUUCUCUUUUAUUCACAAAUUUAACAUUCAAAGUUUUAUUGCAGCUUCGGUUACUAUAUAACAGUUUGCUUUUGGAAGUACGAAGUUAUUAAAAAAAUCAGAGGUUAAUUCUAAAUCCCCGUCAUAAUUUUUCAGUUAACUAUACUAAUUUCAUACUAUUCAGAGCAAUGGAGUAUAGAUCGUCUAAGGAUGAUGACUACUAUCGGCGAAGACCUUCUUCCAAUAGACAUGAUCGAUCUCGACACGAUCGUCGUUCAAGAUCGCCCUUACAUGAUGAUCUUGAUCGGCAAAGACCUUCCAGCAGACAUGACCGUUUCUCUCCAUAUGAUCGUCGUUCAAGAUCGCCCUUAGAUGAUGAUCUUGAUCGACAAAGACCUUCCAGCAGACAUGACCGUUUCUCUCCAUCUGAUCAUCAUUCACAAAGAAGUGGAAAUUCAAGAGGUUCUCUUCAAUCUGUAUGUGAGAAUAUGGACCAGUACAGACAAAAUUCAUAUCCCAAGGAAUUGACGGAUAUGUUUGAAGCUUAUUAUUGCAAAUUGUGCAGCACUGAGUUAUCCUCACCAGCUGUUGCAAAAAUGCACUACAGCGGAAAACCACAUGAUAAGAAAGUGACAAGAUUUCUAUUCGAGUGGUGUGCAAAAACUGGUGCUGAAAUGCCAAGGAGGGAGAGCGCAUAUUCAUUCCCAGCAGCUAAUUUUGAAGAGUAUUGUGAGUUGUGUGAGGUUAGAUUGACGUCAGUGAGUGACAAACUACUCCAUUAUGCAGGAAAACCCCACCGGAAAAAUCAAAAUAAUCCAGAGAAAGCCAAGAGAAAGAAAAAGAUUUACGACACAAUUGACCUAACUGAUAUCCGUUUUGGAAUCUGCACUGAUUUUUCAACUAGCAAUGAAGCGGAGAAGAAACUGAAGAGCAAUGGGACCUCCCAAGAGUUUGUGUGUGAGUUGUGUGACGUGAAAGCUGUGUCGGAGGAUCAGUUCCAGAAUCACUUGAGUGGAAAGAAGCACAAAGAGAAAAUGGAGAAAAAGAAUAACUCUGAUUCAUCUGCUGAUGUUUCUAAGUUAGCUAGACCAUACAAGUGUUAUAUGUGUGAGGUAUCACUGGAAACAUCCUCUUUGUUCAAAAAACAUAUUAAUGGAAAACGUCAUUUAAAAACUCUUUCUAAACGGAAAAUGAACAAAACCGGCCCUGAUAUAUGUAAAGUGUGUAAUCUGAAUUUCACAUCAUUUGAACAAUACCAAAUGCAUUGCAGUGGUAAAAAACAUGAGAAAAAAUACAAGGAACUAGCUCAAACAAUCACAGCUCCACCAGUGGAAAAAGUCUCAAUCACAUGUGAUUACUGUCCAUAUGUAGGAAAUGAUGAGGAACAUAAAUGUGAUAAGUCACUGCUAGAGUUGGACUUCGAAGGGCUGGAUAAGAAGUAUGUGUGUUUCAAUUGUAACAUGGUGUACGAAAAUAAAGAAGCUUAUGAAGAACACAAAAAUUCCAGACGACAUCUUCUGUGUGUGCUCAACAAGGAAACUGGAGAUAAAGUUGUAGAAGAAUUAAUACAUUUCUAUUGCUUUAUCUGCAAAGUACAGUGUCGUAAUAUGCAAGCGUACACGCACCACUUAUUUGAACCAAAACAUCUGACUUUGUCUACUGAGGAGUCGGACUUGGAGAAUAAGACUAACCUGUACGUAUGCAGUAUGUGUAAUAUAGUGAUGGAUCAGGAGGCUAAGGAAGGGCACAUUUAUGAUAAAAAACAUUUAAGAAAGUCUCUACAAAAUGAUACAUGGAUAACAUUGGCAAGUCUGGUACAAGAAAACAUAACCACCACAAACUUUAAUUGUCCUUAUUGUAAUGUGUCUUUAAAUUCAUUUGUUAAAUACUCUGAACAUCUCUUGAGUGAAGAGCAUAUUAAUACUAUGAUUGAAGAUAGACUUAAAGGUUAUAAAGUACCACCAAAAUAAGUUGAAAUUUGGAACAUUUAAACUUACAUAAGCUCAUAUAUAAAACAUUUUUAUAGAGAUGUGUUUUAAAAGUUUGUAAUUUGAUGUUUUUAUAUGUAUUGACUACUUAUGUUUAUUUUAAAUAAAAAUUAAGAUAUAGUAUAUUGAGACUUUGAUUUCAGAUAGACUUACAAAUUAUAAUGUGCUAUAGUAAGUUGAAGAGUGAUGUUUAAAGCUGGAACACUUAAAUUAUUAAAUAAAAAUAUGAAACGUUUUAAUGAGAUGUAUUUGAAAAGUUUACUGUAAUUUGUUGUUUAUAUGUAUUAACUACUUAUGUUUUUUUUUAUAAUUGUAUAUACAAUUUUAUUUAAAACAUAUUGAGACUUUGAUUUCAGAUUACAAAUUAUAAUGUGCUAUAGUAAGUUGAAGAGUGACGUUUAAAGCUGGAACACUUAAACUUAUUAAUUAAAAAUAUAGAACAUUUUAAUGAAAUGUAUUUGAAAAGUUUGCUGUAAUUUGGUGUUUUUAUACAUAUAUAGUUAUUUUUUUAUUAUUUUGUGUAAAAUAUAAUUUAUAAAUUUAAGUUGCAUUUAUAACAGUAUUGCUGUGUGACUGUAUGUCACCAUCAUUUAUUGUUUACAAUAUACUUCUGGUUAUCUUAGCUAAAUGGCACUUGCACUUCCUUAGGACUUAAAACACCUUCGAACUCUGAUUACAUAGAGGUCAUAGAAAGAGGUUGGUUAUAACUAUCAUAAAUCAUAUUUAAACCGGAAAAUACAGUUUAUUAAUGCAAUAAAAAUGAUUUAUGAUUCAGUAAAAUGUUAGACUUUUUACUGUACUUUACAUACAAUCACUUACCACCAAAGUCUUCAAUUGAUUUCUGUGUCAUACUUUUGUUCCUCUUCUUAGCGGAAGUGUAACACCAACACUGUAGCAUCGUUAUUUCGAUCGCUGUGCUUUCUUCCUGUUGCUGGGUGUAUUCAAGCACUGGUACAAUUCUUUUUAAACCUUCAUCAAAGAAAACUUUUGGACCAGCUUUGUUUGUUUUCUCCUCUUCUUUAACAUAUUAAUAAUAUGUUGUCGUAAUAAAAUAUUUUGUUAUGAUUAUGAAAAACACUAAAUUGUUAUUUUAUUCAAUAUGGAGAUUAUUUUAUAAGUUAAUAUGAUAUCUUCCUCUUGGUAAAUGAGUUACGAGACUUUUUAAGUCUAUCGGGCAACUUGAAUGGACAAUUGGAUGUUCUAAAGGGCAGAUUAUCGUGGCUGUUUAACUUCUUGAUAAACCAUGAAUUCCUUUUGCAUCUUACUCCAUCAUUUGUUGAUAUAAUGUAAGAACGUGUUCCAGUCUUAAUAAUCUAACUAUGGAGUAAUAUGACAUUUGCCAGUCUGUUGAUUCUCUCCUGUAAUGAAUGUGGGCAACAUUUCUUUAUUCCUGUUCUGUAUGAACUGUUCUUGUUUGUAAUAUCAAAUAUUAUUGACUAAUGCCAGUAAUUUAUUUUUGGCAGUAAUUGCUCUUCUGUAGAUGAGAGUAGAUUUUGUGUCUACGACCCAUGAGCCUCUAAGAUGGAGGACCUAGUGAACAUUUCAGAAAUAAAAGUUAAAGGUCAAGGUCAGAAUCAUCAUUGUGACACUUUUUUAUGAGUAUUUUAACUUUCUAAACAUAGUGCUCUGCUAAUUUACUUGAUCUUGGAAAAAGAUGAUUAAAGUUCCAUACUUGUUCAAACGUGUAAAACUCAAAAUAAUUGCGCCCUAUUGCCUUGCACAAAAGUCUCAAGAGUUUUUAAAUGCACUCCUUAUGUGUACUGUGAAGCUUACCAUUAAAAAAUUAUAGCAGUCCCAAAUAAACGCUGAAAACAACCGGUCCUCCUAAGGAAUUUACUUUGUCCAGAGUGCCAAAAAUUUGUGCAACACUCUGUUACUAUCAUAAAGUAACUUCCUUCGGCUCAUUAACAUAAUUUACAGAGCGGAUCAACCCUAAACAUGCUGACUCUAUAAAGAUGUUUCCUCAGAUCUCAUGAACCAUAAUCAGACCCACAACUUUAGAAGAUAGUAAUACACUUAGGAUGAGUAGAUCAGGCGUUUACUCUGCAGGAAGGUGACUAGAAGUAGCCUUAGACUCCUUAUUGCAUGUUAAGUGUUAACCCACUUUGAGGCAACAUCAUAGGAUUCACAUCUAAGUCAAAAGUCAAACUUUAUUAACUUAAUCAUUAAGAAUAGUUAUAGCACCAAUAAAAAGAUCAUAAAAACAAACUUUAUGAUUUACAAUGUAUAAAUUUUAUAAUAAUAUUGGUACAUUUAUAAGUCCUCUGUAAGAAUUUGUCAAUGUAUAAAAGGGUUAGCAAGCCAGGAAUUCAGUGUUGUCUUCAGUCCUAAUCCUGUCUUGUAUCUCAAAUCCGGGGGGAGGCUGUUGUAUAUUUGAUUUCAUAUGUAUGUAAGUUUUUUUUCUGUACAAUGUGAGAGAUGAUGUCUCAAAAGGCGGUAUGUUGAUGCAUUUCUGUUGUUGUGUGGUUAUGUAUGCUGUAAAAUCUUUAUUGGUGCUCUUGGUCGAGAUAGGCAUCUCUGCAGCGAUGAAGUGGUUGGAAUCCAGCUAGUGUCAUAAUACCUUCUUUUUGAAGAGUCAUAAUUCUUUUUAAGUUCAUAGUGCAGGUGCCACCCCACUAAUGGACAACCAGACCAUACCUCGCAUUUGAUUCAAAGAGUAAAGUGGACUGUUCAGGCUGUUUCCAUGUUACUAACAGACUUAAUCCAUCUAUUUGCCAAUACGCUUGUGUUAAACUUCUUACUUAAGUAUAGUAAUGUUACGGGUGUUUGUUACAUAAAACAUCGUAACAGGGCGUUUUGUAUCCAGAUAAUUGUAAUUCUUGUGUACUCAAUUUGAUACAGAGCCACUGUUAAUUUGUUCUUAAAGUAUUGGAAUUUUAUUAAUAAAUAACACCAUUUAGUUAUUUCUAUUGAGACUCAGGUUUGGAAUUUAAGCUUUAAAGUCUUAGUAGUUAAAAUUAAUUCAAACUCUUAGAAAAUACUACUUGAUCCGAGCUCGGAAUAUCACUCUGAAUAAUCCGAUCUUCAAGUACUUGUACAAUCUUUUUCUGUAAGUGUUAGACUUGUUCUUUGUGUGUUUUUACUUUACAUGUGUGAUAUUAUAAUGAAAGUAAGUUAUUGUACUUUAAAAAAUUUGGUAAAAUAAAAAAUAAAAUCUUGA
Molecule: messenger RNA, 5164 nt
Organism: Homalodisca vitripennis (glassy-winged sharpshooter)
Lineage: Eukaryota; Metazoa; Arthropoda; Insecta; Hemiptera; Cicadellidae
Product: zinc finger protein 346-like
Exons: 9
Coding region: 205-1986 (593 amino acids)
Molecular function (GO): nucleic acid binding; zinc ion binding
Source: RefSeq, a predicted model, not a curated record